Molecule: messenger RNA, 8475 nt
Organism: Gorilla gorilla gorilla (western lowland gorilla)
Lineage: Eukaryota; Metazoa; Chordata; Mammalia; Primates; Hominidae
Gene: TRPC5
Product: transient receptor potential cation channel subfamily C member 5
Exons: 11
Coding region: 922-3846 (974 amino acids)
Biological process (GO): calcium ion transmembrane transport; regulation of cytosolic calcium ion concentration
Cellular component (GO): cation channel complex; plasma membrane
Molecular function (GO): store-operated calcium channel activity; protein binding; inositol 1,4,5 trisphosphate binding
Source: RefSeq, a predicted model, not a curated record
ACACCACAUCACAACCACGACGGGUUGUCCGCAGCUCGCAGCCACCCCAAAGGGAGGAAUAAAGAACAGGAGCAGAGGGAAGCCGGGCGCAGAAAGAAGGGAAAAGGAAGAGCUCAGGGUUGGACAUUUUUGGAGACAGGGGUGGGGAGGAUAAAGGGAGCGUGCCUCCUUGAUUUUCCCCUCCCCACCCCUCUUUGCUUUUCUCUCCCCUUCUCUGUAUAGCAUAUUCCAGAAACGGCAGCAGAAGGGGACAGAAACCUCUAGUGUAGAAAAGGGUUUUGGAGGGGUAGCCAGCGCUCCCGCCAGCCGCUACCUAACAGCUGGAGCUUGAGUGUGCGUGUAAGAGUGUGAAUGCGGCUCUCUCUCUUUUUUUUUCUCUCUCUCUCCCCUCUCUCUCCAUCCCUUCCUUCCUCCCUCCUUCUCCCUCUCCUUCACACUACAGUGUCAGCUACCCCUGUCAGUUUCCCCGUGUCAGUUUCUUCCCUAGCUCUUAUUGUGUGUGACUGGCUGCGUGAAGGGAGUGGGUGCGCUUGAAGGGGCUCAGGUUGGGUUAGAGAGCUGGGAGAACAGGGUAGGGACAUUGGUAGAGCAAAGAGUUUCAGGGCACUGGCGAAGGUGAAAGGUGAGGAGGGCCGAUCUGUUACAGGCAAGUUUGGCAAUAACUGAGCAUCCAAAGGGGAAGCCAAGGUAGGAGCCAGUACUUGCGCUCGUCUUUACACCCCGCCCCUUUCCCUGUGCUCAUCCGCCCACCCACCCAUCAGCCUAGAGGCCCCGGGCUGUCCCAGUCUGCUGCUGUUUCGCGCCGCAAAAGAGGAGUCCGGCAAGGCGCCGCACCACGCAUCCUGGCCGGUGGACAUCCAGACGACACAGAUCUGAUCCGAAGAAACCACUUGGCUCAGGAUUUCUGCAUUGCUAUGAACCAUGGCCCAACUGUACUACAAAAAGGUCAACUACUCACCGUACAGAGACCGCAUCCCCCUGCAAAUUGUGAGGGCUGAGACAGAGCUCUCUGCAGAGGAGAAGGCCUUCCUCAAUGCUGUGGAAAAGGGGGACUAUGCCACUGUGAAGCAGGCCCUUCAGGAGGCUGAGAUCUACUAUAAUGUUAACAUCAACUGCAUGGACCCCUUGGGCCGGAGUGCCCUGCUCAUUGCCAUUGAGAACGAGAACCUGGAGAUCAUGGAGCUACUGCUGAACCACAGCGUGUAUGUGGGUGAUGCAUUGCUGUAUGCCAUACGCAAGGAAGUGGUGGGCGCUGUGGAGCUUCUGCUCAGCUACAGGCGGCCCAGCGGAGAGAAGCAGGUCCCCACUCUGAUGAUGGACACGCAGUUCUCUGAAUUCACACCGGACAUCACUCCCAUCAUGCUGGCUGCCCACACCAACAACUACGAAAUCAUCAAAUUGCUUGUCCAAAAACGGGUCACUAUCCCACGGCCCCACCAGAUCCGCUGCAACUGUGUGGAGUGUGUGUCUAGUUCAGAGGUAGACAGCCUGCGCCACUCUCGCUCCCGACUGAACAUCUAUAAGGCUCUGGCAAGCCCCUCACUCAUUGCCUUAUCAAGUGAGGACCCCAUCCUAACUGCCUUCCGUCUGGGCUGGGAGCUCAAGGAGCUCAGCAAGGUGGAGAAUGAGUUCAAGGCCGAGUAUGAGGAGCUCUCUCAGCAGUGCAAGCUCUUUGCCAAAGACCUGCUGGACCAAGCUCGGAGCUCCAGGGAACUGGAGAUCAUCCUCAACCAUCGAGAUGACCACAGUGAAGAGCUUGACCCUCAGAAGUACCAUGACCUGGCCAAGUUGAAGGUGGCAAUCAAAUACCACCAGAAAGAGUUUGUUGCUCAGCCCAACUGCCAACAGUUGCUUGCCACCCUGUGGUAUGACGGCUUCCCUGGAUGGCGGCGGAAACACUGGGUAGUCAAGCUUCUAACCUGCAUGACCAUUGGGUUCCUGUUUCCCAUGCUGUCUAUAGCCUACCUGAUCUCACCCAGGAGCAACCUUGGGCUGUUCAUCAAGAAACCCUUUAUCAAGUUUAUCUGCCACACAGCAUCCUAUUUGACCUUCCUCUUUAUGCUUCUCCUGGCUUCUCAGCACAUUGUCAGGACAGACCUUCAUGUACAGGGGCCUCCCCCAACUGUCGUGGAAUGGAUGAUAUUGCCUUGGGUUCUAGGUUUCAUUUGGGGUGAGAUUAAAGAAAUGUGGGAUGGUGGAUUUACUGAAUACAUCCAUGACUGGUGGAACCUGAUGGAUUUUGCAAUGAACUCCCUCUACCUGGCAACUAUUUCCCUGAAGAUUGUGGCCUAUGUCAAGUAUAAUGGUUCUCGUCCAAGGGAGGAAUGGGAAAUGUGGCACCCGACUCUGAUUGCGGAAGCACUCUUCGCAAUAUCCAACAUUUUAAGUUCGUUGCGUCUCAUAUCCCUGUUCACAGCCAACUCCCACUUAGGACCUCUGCAGAUCUCUUUGGGACGCAUGCUGCUUGAUAUCCUCAAAUUCCUCUUUAUCUACUGCCUGGUACUACUAGCUUUUGCCAAUGGACUGAACCAGCUUUACUUCUAUUAUGAAACCAGAGCUAUCGAUGAGCCUAACAACUGCAAGGGGAUCCGAUGUGAGAAACAGAACAAUGCCUUCUCCACGCUCUUUGAGACUCUUCAGUCACUCUUCUGGUCUGUGUUUGGCCUUUUAAAUCUAUAUGUCACCAAUGUGAAAGCCAGACACGAAUUCACCGAGUUUGUAGGAGCUACCAUGUUUGGAACAUACAACGUCAUCUCCCUGGUAGUGCUGCUGAACAUGCUGAUUGCUAUGAUGAACAACUCCUAUCAGCUUAUUGCCGAUCAUGCUGAUAUCGAGUGGAAGUUUGCAAGGACGAAGCUCUGGAUGAGUUACUUUGAUGAAGGUGGCACCUUGCCACCUCCUUUCAACAUCAUCCCCAGCCCAAAGUCAUUUCUAUACCUUGGUAACUGGUUCAACAACACCUUCUGCCCCAAAAGAGACCCUGACGGUAGACGGAGAAGGCGCAACUUGAGAAGCUUCACAGAACGCAAUGCUGACAGCCUGAUACAAAAUCAACAUUAUCAGGAAGUUAUCAGGAAUUUAGUCAAAAGAUAUGUGGCUGCUAUGAUAAGAAAUUCCAAAACACAUGAGGGACUUACAGAAGAAAAUUUUAAGGAAUUAAAGCAAGACAUCUCCAGCUUUCGGUAUGAAGUGCUUGACCUCUUGGGAAAUAGAAAACAUCCAAGGAGAAGCUUUUCCACUAGCAGCACUGAACUGUCUCAGAGAGACGAUAAUAAUGAUGGCAGUGGUGGGGCUCGGGCCAAAUCCAAGAGUGUCUCUUUUAAUUUAGGCUGCAAGAAAAAGACUUGCCAUGGGCCACCUCUCAUCAGAACCAUGCCAAGGUCCAGUGGUGCCCAAGGAAAGUCAAAAGCUGAGUCAUCAAGCAAACGCUCCUUCAUGGGUCCUUCUCUCAAGAAACUGGGUCUCCUAUUCUCCAAAUUUAAUGGUCAUAUGCCUGAACCCAGUUCAGAGCCAAUGUACACAAUUUCUGAUGGAAUUGUUCAGCAGCACUGUAUGUGGCAGGACAUCAGAUAUUCUCAGAUGGAGAAAGGGAAAGCAGAGGCCUGUUCUCAAAGUGAAAUUAACCUCAGUGAGGUAGAAUUAGGUGAAGUCCAGGGCGCUGCUCAGAGCAGUGAAUGCCCUCUAGCCUGUUCCAGCUCUCUUCACUGUGCAUCCAGCAUCUGCUCCUCAAAUUCUAAACUUUUAGACUCCUCAGAGGAUGUAUUUGAAACUUGGGGAGAGGCUUGUGACUUGCUCAUGCACAAAUGGGGUGAUGGACAGGAAGAACAAGUUACAACUCGCCUCUAAGUCAAGCCCUAAUCAUCUGUUCUGGAACUCAACAGAAAUUUGUAAUUUCCUUGCUCUCAGAGGUGACACAGAAUAUGAUUCCCUCACUGCCCCUGCCCCCGAGAAAGGAGAGUGAAACUCUUAUUUGCACCACCUUUUAUAGCCACAUUCUCCAUUUUUGUUCUUGUUUUAUUAUUACUUUCAUUAUUAUUUGCCUUUUUAAUACCUAUACACACUAAGUCCAUCUUACAACCGACUGAAGGGGUGUUGCACCUAAUCAUCAGAGGUGCAGCUGGGUGCUUAACCUUUUUGCUUUGCUUUUCUCACCCAUGCUUCCUUGAAGCCCCAGGUGCCACUUUGCUGGUCUUGUUGCCGUACAGAUUCCUGACCAUCCUCAGAAUCUCAUGCCAUUUUCCCGCAGAGCUGAGGGAUGUGGUCAGCAGUCCCCACCAGCUAUCAGAUAAGGCAAACUACCCUGCCCAUCUUUGUUGCCAUUCAGUGCUACGCACUGCCCAUGCUGGGUCAAUGAACAGCAUCAAAGGGAGGCUGAAGAGAUUCCAAAGAAUUGUCAGCUUGUGGUUUCUAGGUAUAAGUGGCUUGUUUCGUUCUUAAAAUACUACAACUUCUUAUUGUGGGGGCUACUGAGUUUUCUUGUUUCUUAAAGAUGUGUUUCCUAAUGUGUGCCAAUGAAAUAUUUACCCCAUAGUAUAUGUCGUAUCUAAUAAGUUAGGCGAAUUAUUUUUCUGUGUUUGUGUGUUUCAGUUAACUUACAUUUGAAAAUUUGAUAGUAUCAAAAUUAGUAUUUAGAAUUUGUGCUAUUUUUUAAAAACAUCUACUACACUCUAACCAAUAGUCACUACAUCUCAUACAUUGGCAAGAUAAAUAGUUGUCAUAUUUGUUGGGUCCUAUUCUACUGUUGAUAGUUUUAAUCAUCAUUGCUAUCAAAUAAUUUCUAAGAUAAAAGCCUGAAUUUGAAAUAUUUUUAUCAGAAAAAUGGCAUAUUGCUGAAGUGUCAAAAUAUGAGAAAAGAGCAUCUUCAUUUUAAUUAACUGCUUUAUAAAAAUGGCAACUUUAGGUAUAGAUAACCUAAUUCAGGUUGCAGUUUUAAUAUUCAUUGGGGGCAGUGGAAUUGCAUGUGUAAAUUAUGUUAGAUAUAUAUCAUAACAACCCUAAUGGAUUCAUGGAAUUAUAAACGUGAUCCAAAUUCUACUGUCUUCCAAGAAAGCUACAUUUAUACAUCCAAACAAAUUCUUUUCCACAGCUUAAGAGUACCUCAUCAGAAUACAGUGGUUCAAGUUAAAAAAUAAAGUCCAUAAUGCAUAUGGUCAUCAUUCUAGACCUGAUAACCACUGAGAACCUGCUGAGCAAGGAUGGUUUUUACCAACAUUAGCACAAAGGUUUCCUCAAUUUAGACUCUAACAUAUGACCUGAAACAACUCUAGGUCUGAGUCCUAGAGAUUACAUUAAUAGUGUGUAGCCCAGAAAAGUAAAAUAGGUGUCACCCUGCUUUUUUUAAUGUCAACACCAAUAGGAAUCCAUUUAGAUUAAUGUAUGUGAUUUCUGAUAAAAGUAAGAGAAAUGAGGAACUUUCAAACUGCAAAUAUGCCUCCAAACUAGCUUUUGAUAGUGUGGUUUCUGUUAUUUGAAUGGAUUCCCAUCUCUGUCUCUAGCCUGGAGAAGAGCAAAAUGGAGGGGGAGGGGCCAGAAAUAGGAGGAGGUUUUGAAGAAUAAAGCCUCAGAUCCAGGAAAAAGUGAUCAAGUGUAAAAGCUGCAUCAAGACCCAUUUGGCAAGAGGUUGUCUGAAAAUAAUUCCUUGAUCAUAUCUGAAGUGGUUAUUUACUCAAAUCAAUUUCUCCCCUGCUUCGCUAAGACUGUCAUAAAAUGGCCUUGACAUUUAAUCACAGGUUACUUUCCAGAAAGGUUUCUAAAGUUACAGAUUCGGCUUUCCAAAUUGUCAAAUUCACUUUGAAUAAUAAUAGAACCUGGGCUACAUUCCUAACUCAUAUUAACAGCACCAAAAGAAAUAGCAUAUAACCCCAUUUUAUAAAAACAUGUUUUUCUCAGAAAUGUAUAUCACUUCUGAAAACUUAUGUAUAAGUUUUCUAGCAGUGACCUUAUCAACUUGUCAGAAAACAGGCUAGCCAGACAUGGAACUGUAUUCCAAAAGUCUUCUGUCACUUACGUUCUAAAGAGAUAAUAUGUGUAAAUCAAUCUCUACUAUUGAAAGAACCAGUGUCAUAUGUCACGGGAGUACAUUCCUUUUCAGAUCUUCUCAGGGUUAUCGUUGUGACUUGGGCUUAAGACUUUACUAGCUAUAGUGAAGCCUCAUUUAGGAUAGGGGUUAAAGCUAAACAGCUAUUGCCCUAACUUCCAUGUUAGUGACACCAACAUUUUUAUUAACUCUAAUUCAGUACAAAGUAGGAAAGGAAAAAGAUUUUGUUCACUUCCUUACUCUCUUGAUCAAGUAUCAUAAAAGGUAUUUCAAGUGAAAAUGCUUAGGUAUAUCCUCUGACCCCAGAGGAGUUAUAAGCCAACUUGAGAGUAAAUUUAUAAACAUAAAAAGUUAAGAACUAAAAGAGAACUUUAUAAAGGAUCUACUCUAUUCCAACCUCAUAUUUUACAAAUAGAAAAUAAAGAGGCCCAGAGAAGGACAAUGACUUGCUCAAGGUCACAGAGCUGGUCAAUAAACUCAAGUCUUCUAGAUUAUAGAAGACAUUUAUUAGUAAGCAUAUAUGUUAUAUAUAGAUGUGAAGUGGCCACUAGACACCCUUUUGUUCAUUUGCCAAAAAUGCUGUGAACUCCAAAACUUCAGACUUACAUAUUUAAAUGUGAAGUUAAAAAUGUACUGCAAAGUCAAACACAAAUAAUACAAAAAUCAUUUACUACUUAUCUAAAAUAUCCAUAUCAUGUUCCACCUACAUUACAGUUAGCUUAUCACUUCUGGACACCUUAGAUUCAUUUAUUUGAUCUCAUAAAAUCUCCCUAAUAAUAAAGGUAAAAAUUACAAAGAAAAUAUUUGAAUUAUAUUAGAAAGUGACCAUUGUUGAAAUACCUCCACUUCCCAGCUUUAUGUCCAGUGAAAUACAGAGGAAAGACUCUAAAUUUAAAAUCAUUUUUGGAAAAUGCCAAACAAACUUUACAGGGAUAUAAAUGCUUCAAGUUACGCUUCUGUCUACUGACAUGGAGAUAUUAAAAAAUUCCCUGUUCUGCCUCCAUCAUUUUUCAUUCCACUGUGACCUAACUUAGGCUAUUUCAGCUAAGUCGUAAAUACCUGUCUGCAAUUUGAUUAAAUCAUUUUUAAAAAACGAACACCUCCACUUUUCAAAUGACUUAAUACCUUUUCCAAAAAGAACUUUAUAGUUCUUAUGGCAGUGCAAACCUCAUCUGAAAACUUCAGUGGGAACUUUAGAGAUAAAUAUGAGGCCAUACCUUAGCCUGAAAAUACAAAUAACCAUUGGCAUUCAUGUUACAUCGUGGGUGAAUCUCGUGUGGUGUUUUGACUAAUAGUUUUAGUGCCCCAGACCUUGGUUUGUUAAAUUAUCAGGUAAAAAGUACUUGAAGAUAGGCAGCAAAUCCUUUGUUUAAAAGUACCUUAGAAAAAUUGAGGCUGGGCAUGGUGGCCCAUUCCUGUAAUCCCAGCACUUUGGGAGGCCAAAAUGGGUGGUUCACUUGAGUCCAGGAGUUUGAGAUCAGCCUGGCCAACAUGGUGAAACCCAUCUCUACUAAAAAUACAAAAAUUAGCUGGGCAUGGUGGUACACGCCUGUAGUCCAGCUACUUGAGAGGCUGAGGCAUGAGAAUCACCUGAACCUGGGAGGCAGAGGUUGCAGUGUGCUGAGAUCACACCACUGCACUCAAGCCUGGGCGGCAGAGCGAGACUGUCUCAAAAAUAAAUAAAUAAAGGUACCUAAGAAAAAUUGAGUAUAUUUUCUUGGUAAUCAAGUUUUCAAAAGAUUGCUGAUAUAGACAUAGUCAAUGCAAAUUGAUCCAAGUGUUCAGAUCAUUUAAAUAACCUCUUCAUACCUACUUCACAGCUCUCCCUACCUUCAAUCCCUGCAGCUUUGCCUCAAAACUAAGGAUAUUUUAGAUUGUUUCUUUGGCUUACUUUAUCUAGAUAAUUGCUCCAAAUAUCCACCUUGUUGGUGUAGGACUCGGCAGUGGGAUCUGAGUACCCCAAAUGAAUGUGAGCUUUACUUUAGCAGAGAGAAACAUUGUUACCAUUAUAUUUCCAAUGAACCUUCCAGUAACUUUUUUUCCAACAGAUGUGGGUUUUGGCUUGCUUUGCCUUUUGAGGGAUGUCUGUAAAAGUGAGAACGUGUCUGUGUAUAUACAUAGACACACAUAACAAAACUUAACAGCAUUUGAUGGUUCUGCCCUUGGCCCUUUAUCCCUUUAGGUAAUUACUAGAUCAUUUUGAAGAGAGGGAAGCAAGAAUAACUUCAAUGAGACAUUUCCUGAGCUGUGAGGAAUUGCCAAAAUGAACUGCCAUGACGGCAUCUUCUGUAGCACUUUUAUAUUGAGAGCUAUCAAGAUUUGAGGUUCCUGGUUUUGUUAAAAAAAAAAAAAAAAGCAUUUAGGUCAGAAUAACUUACCUGGAAGACUUAAAUAUACACAUUUUUGGAAAAAUAAAGUAAGUCUGCAUACUUCAGAUU